This is a messenger RNA of Cuscuta epithymum, 817 nucleotides long. The record is from the annotation of a GenBank genome assembly. NCBI's taxonomy places the organism in Eukaryota, Viridiplantae, Streptophyta, Magnoliopsida, Solanales, Convolvulaceae.
UCCUCUUUAAAUCCGCAGCCGGCCAGUCCUAUUCCAAACUAACUAACAAAACUGCCUCUGGAAUAUUAAAGAACAUAUAUACUACAUCCAGCUAACCAACCAUGCCAGCUGAUUCCACAUUUACCGCUAAUGGCAGAGAGAAUAUGAUGAAGACACUCGGCGAUGAGAUCUUAAAGACGGUCCGUGGCGUCACGACCGCUUUUAACACCAACAAUCAUCACAAACAUGGCCCGAAGGCGGGAGGUUCAAGCCAGAAAGACAAUCAUAAUGUAGAUGACGAUAGCCACGCAAGUAGUGUCAUCACUCUAGCGGGAAACAACACGGGAGCCAGCAUGAAAGGGGAGACGGAGGAGAGAAAGGCGGGGAUUGAAGGCGAAAACGAGGACGAGAUGAAAACAUUUGUCAAUAGUAAUUUUCAAGCGGUUAAUAACUCCAUCAUGUUUGGGGGAAGCUAUAGUUCUAAUGAUCCCGGUGUGCACUUGGAAGUUAUGGACUGUACAACCGGGCCUCGUCACCCCGAAAAGAAGAAGAAGACGAAGAAGGGCGAAAAUGAAGCCGACGGGUCGUCUUCAUUGGACCAAGAGAAGCAUCAUUAAUCGGACAAAUGCUGGAUUGAUGAGUAUGUAUUUUUCAGAGUUCUUAUGUUUUGAUUGAAUCUUCCAAUUUGGGAAUGCCAUGUAUGUGUUAAUUAUUGUUAAAUCUUUCAUUUGUUUUUAUGGGCGCAUCUAUGUAUCAAUUCAGUACUCUACUAAUAAAUCUUGUCUUCUCAAAAACACACACCUGCAUAACUGCAUUUAAAAGCUAGAUAAUUGAACAU